Messenger RNA from Geosmithia morbida, 645 nucleotides. RefSeq names its product GINS complex subunit 3. The record is from RefSeq and is a predicted model, not a curated record. The transcript has a single exon. Gene Ontology annotation, biological process: mitotic DNA replication initiation. Gene Ontology annotation, cellular component: GINS complex. Bases 1 to 645 code for a protein of 214 amino acids. Lineage: Eukaryota; Fungi; Ascomycota; Sordariomycetes; Hypocreales; Bionectriaceae.
AUGUCAUAUUACGAUGUCGAUUCCAUCCUGACUGAUGGUGAGGUAAGUACUCUCCCACCCACCCACACACAUGCACGCACUUCUCUCCUUCUACUCCCUCCCCUUCCCCUCCACCAGCUAACCUUUGGCCUCCCCUUCCAGAAAGUACCGUGCACUUUCGAGCUCGACGUCCCCUACCUAGGCCACCUGGACAAUAGUUCGAGCGGUCUCAAGCCGGGAACCGACAUUACCCUCCCCCUCUGGCUGGCCGAGAUGCUCGCGCUUGCCUCGUCGGGCGACGACUCCAAGGCCCCCCUGACGCUGCACAUGCCGUCCUGCCUGUCCGAGUCGGUCAUGGCGGCCCUGCGCGCCGACCCGCGCUCCGUCCCGCUCCGCGACCAGAGCGUGCACAUGUACGGCGUCGGCGUGCGCAUGCUGGACCUGUUCGACGAGGCCGAGCUGGCCGCCGUGCUGCGACGGUCCUUUGUUGUCAGGGCCGCCGACGUCGGACUCCACGCUCGCAAGGCCGACGAGGGUAUCGGGCUGGGCAGCCAGCAGGAGGAGUUCCUGCGCGGUCUAGAUGAGUGGGAGAGGGGGCUGUUCCGACGCGCGCACGAGGGUAUCAAGAGUGCUAAGGGGUGGUCCGAUAAGGUGAAGAAGGGUUAG